GUAUUUCAAAUAACACGGAACGAUCCGUAUUUCGAAUCCAAUGAUUGGUACUCUCUCUAUCCGAAAAAUGCACCAUUCCCUCCAACUUCACCCGUCUUUCCUUUUUACCUUCCUAUCGCCUAAAAUCUCGGCAAAACCCGUCCAAGCCGUCCAAAUCCCCCCCACUCAGCUUUCUGCAAAAUUCGACUUCUCCUCCGUCUGCUGCUUCAAAUCCGAUGAAUACCCCGUCGGCGAGGAGGACAACGUCUUUCUUCAAUCAUUCGGACCAAAAGAAAAGGAAUCUGAAGAUGAAGCUCGACGCCGCAACUGGAUUGAGCGAGGUUGGGCUCCGUGGGAGGAAAUCCUCACUCCGGAAGGGGAUUUCGCCCGGAAAUCCCUAAACGAGGGAGAGGAAGUCCCGCUUCAGUCACCUGAGGCCAUUGAAGCCUUCAAAAUGCUACGCCCUAGUUACCGGAAUAAGAAAAUGAAGGAGAUGGGUUUGACUGAAGACGAGUACUACGCUAAGCAGUUCGAGAUCAAGGGGGAAAUACCCGAGCCUCUGAACACCUUGUGGUCUGGCCCGCUGGUCGUCCGUCAUGUGCCACCUCGGGACUGGCCUCCAAGGGGAUGGGUGGUAGAUCGGAAGGAGCUGGAGUUCAUUAGAGAGGCGCACAAGUUAUUGGCAGGAAGGGUUGACUAUGGUAAUUUGGAGGAGAGGGACGUGGAGAAGUCUGAUGGCUUGAACUUGGACAGAUAUAGUAUGUUCCUGAAGCAGUACAAAGAAUGGGUUGCGGCUAACAAGAAUAGAUUAGAAAAGGAGUCGUAUAAGUAUGACCAAGACUACUACCCUGGUAGACGGAAAAGAGGAGAGGAUUACCUGGAGGGAAUGUAUGAACUUCCAUUUUACUACCCAGGACAAAUUUGUGCAGGGAAAGUGACUGCAAUACACCUUUAUCAAGGAGCUUUUGUAGAUAUUGGUGGUGUCCAUGAUGGGUGGGUUCCUAUAAAGAGAAAUGACUGGUUCUGGAUUCGACAUCAUAUUGAAGUUGGUAUGCAUGUCAUUGUUGAACUUUUGGUAAAAAAGAGAUCCAUACCGGUUUCGGUUCCCAAUUGAGAUGCGGUUUGUUGAUCCAAAUAUAGAUCACCUAACGUUCAACCGAUUUGAUUCUGCACCAAUAUUUCACCGGGAAGAAGAUACCAAUCCAGAUGAGCUACGUCGUGAAAGUGGAAGACCUCCAAUUCCUAGAAAAGGCCCUGGCUUCAAAGUGGAAGAAGAUCCAUUGUUAUCAAAUCACCCUUAUGUGCAGAAGUUAUGGCUGAUUCAUAAUGCUGAACAAUUGCUUUUGGAUGAUAUGGAGUCUAAUCCUGAUAAAUAUGCGGGCAAAAAGAUGACUGAGUUAACAGAUGACGAGGAAUACGACAAAGAUAAUCGUGUUGAGUACACCGAAACUUAUUAUCAGAAAGCUCUACUUCCAAAAACAAUUGUGAGACUAAGUGUAAAUGAUCUCGAUGUUGAAGCUGCCUUUAUUGAGCGUCAGCAUCAUAUUAAGAUGAGUAAAGAAGCAAAAGGACGAGGAGAGCGAUACAAAAUUACCAAGUUGAGGCGUAAUGUUGAAAUGGAUGAAUAUGACUUAAUCCAUUGGCGACGAUCAGUGGAGGAAAGAGAGGCUCUUAUCCGAGAUAUUAGCUGCCGUUACGCACUUGGGCUUCCACUACAAGAGCCUGGGAGGUAUGUUGAUCCUAGCAUUAUACGGAAGGAUCAAUAUGAUCCUGAAAGCCCACUAUAUCAGUAUGACUAUUGGGGAGAACCUAAAAAUUCAGAAAAGAGUAAGCAGGAGCGGAUUACAAAUGCCCACAAUAAAUCAAUAAUCGGAAAUGGUACUGUUCUGUCUGAAAUGUCGUAUGAGGAUGCCAUGAAGCAGCAAAUGCAGAGGGAAGCUCAAGGGGUCGUGGAGAAGGUGGGUGACAAAUUGGGUGAAGACGGAGACAGUGAUGACGAUGAUGACUUCUAUUACAGUAUCCUAAGUGACUCAAGUGAGAAUCUUUCCACCCAACCUCAUGUAAAUGGUACUGAAUCUUCUAGCCUGUCAGAUGAAGGAAUGUUUCAGGAUUAGCUAGAAGGGUCUUUGUUCGUGCGCACUAUUCUUGCAGCUUUCUGUUUAACUGUGUGAGUGUAAAGUGUCUGUCUAUGACAUUGACAGAGAAUAUUUGUGAGAGGUUGCAGACUUGCAGCAUUCCCUCCAGUUUGAGCUCGAGUCUUUUACCAACACACACACUUUUACUUUGUUGGCAAACGAUUUACAUUAAGAAUUUUAAUCCCAUCAUACUUUACUAGUAUAUUGGCAAUCCAUCACCGCAUUUCCACUUAUUAAUUAGUCUUUGG
This is a messenger RNA of Cuscuta europaea, 2362 nucleotides long. The record is from the annotation of a GenBank genome assembly. NCBI's taxonomy places the organism in Eukaryota, Viridiplantae, Streptophyta, Magnoliopsida, Solanales, Convolvulaceae.